CUGUGGGGUCGCCGGCCAUGGUGGUGUUGAGUGAAAAAAAAAAAGCUUUAAAAUAUAAACGAAUAAUGGCGAGCUCAUUGAGACAUCCUUCCAUGACUCAACAACCUCCCCCUCCACGAGUUCGUGACCCCCUUAUAAACGCCUCGUCCGCGAAAGAAUCGUCCGGAAGCUCGGUCAACCCCAUCGAACAUGGCGAUUCAAGACAGCACCCUCGAAGCCCGCCUUGAGCGCUGGGAGCAGCGUCUACGCUCCAUCACCACCCAGUCCCUGACCACCGACUACGUCAGACCUACAGAGGGAACCCGAAUCGUCGAAGCUGUACACUCGGUGACUCUGCCAGAGGAUGCCCGAACUGCCCUCUUGAAGUUGUCGAUCCUCGACGGCAAGAACAGCGUCUCUCCCUUCACCGUGCUGCUUGCGGCCUUCGCGGUUUUGGCUGCUCGCUUGACUGGCGACGAAGAUAUCUCGAUUGGAACCUCCGGCGAGAGCAAGGAACCUUUCGUUCUCCGGUUGCCAAUUGAUCCCAAGACUACCUUCGACUCUUUGCUGUCGACCAUCAGAGAUUUGGAAUCCGAAGGUACCGCUGAUUCGGUCCCUCUUCUGGACCUGAUCCGCCACCUCCAGACCAAGUCCAAGGCGCCCAAGCCUCCCCGCCUCUUCAACAUUUCCCUCUACCAUGCGCCGGAUGCGCCCUCCAAGCAGUUCCUCUCGUCGAACGAGUUGAACACGGACCUCAGUAUCUACGUCGAAAUCAGCGCCCCACCACAGUCGGCAAGUCUGCGAUACGUGCCGCAAAUUCCCGAAAUCACACUGAGCGCGCAUUACAAUCAGCGGAUAUUCUCGACCAAGCGUAUUGCUACCAUGGUGGACCAGCUUCUGCAGAUCGUGCAAGUGGGCGCUGCGGACGCGCACAUCGAGUGCGGAUCCAUUCCGUUGAUGACUCCCGAGCAGAAGAAGAUCCUUCCUGACCCAACUCGGGAUCUUCACUGGGGCGAGUUCCGCGGUGCCAUCCACGACAUCUUCUCCGCGAAUGCCAAGAAGCACCCUGGCCGGGAGUGCGUGGUCGAGACUGCCGAUAUCCACGAUUCGAACAGCAAGACGCGCGUGUUUACCUACCAGCAGAUUGACGAGGCUUCUAAUAUUCUUGCGCAUCACUUUGUGGCCAAGGGCAUCAAGAGGGGAGAUGUCAUCAUGGUCUAUGCCUACAGGGGUGUUGAUCUCGUGGUGGCGGUCAUGGGUGUUUUGAAGGCGGGCGCGACGUUCUCAGUGAUCGAUCCCGCAUACCCUCCUGCUCGGCAGAACAUCUACCUUCAGGUUGCUCAGCCAAGGGCCCUGGUGGUCAUUGAGAAGGCUGGCAAGCUUGCAAGCACUGUGCGCGACUACCUGGACGAGCUGCACAUCCUGACGGAAGUCCCCGCCCUGGCUAUCCAGGACGAUGGCAGCCUUGUUGGAGGUCAGGUCGAGGGCGUGGAAGUGCUUGCCGAGCAGGUUGCUCUCAAGUCCCAAGGCACUGGUGUCAUUGUGGGACCCGACUCCAACCCCACUCUCAGUUUUACUUCUGGCAGUGAGGGUAUCCCUAAGGGUGUUCGAGGUCGUCACUUCAGUUUGACCUACUACUUCCCCUGGAUGGCGGAGACGUUCGGGCUGUCGGAGAACGACCGGUUCACAAUGUUGAGCGGUAUCGCUCACGAUCCGAUUCAGCGCGACAUCUUCACACCGCUGUUCUUGGGUGCCAGGCUGCUGGUCCCGACCGCUGAUGAUAUUGGAACCCCCGGUAGACUUGCCGAAUGGAUGGACGAGAACGGAGCUACCAUCACUCACUUGACACCUGCCAUGGGUCAAUUACUCUCCGCCCAGGCGGAACGCUCCAUCCCGUCGCUGCACCAUGCGUUCUUUGUCGGCGAUAUCCUGACCAAGCGUGACUGCCUGCGACUGCAGAAACUCGCACGGAAUGUUGCCGUAGUGAACAUGUACGGAACCACCGAAACACAACGUGCUGUCUCCUACUUCGAGGUUCCUUCUCUGAACGCCGACCCCACCUUCUCCCAGUCGCAGAAGGACGUCAUUGCGGCCGGAAAGGGUAUGCUUGACGUUCAGCUGCUGGUGGUAAACCGACACAACCGCGAGCAGGUAUGUGGUGUCGGCGAGAUCGGUGAAAUCUACGUUAGAGCGGGUGGUUUGGCCGAGGGCUACCUACGGCUUCCGGAGAUGACCGCUACGAAGUUUAUCAGCAACUGGUUUGUGUCAGAGGAUGAGUGGAAGGCGAAGGACGUCAACAACGGAGAGCAAUGGAGGGAGCUUUACUUUGGUCCUCGUGACCGGAUGUACCGGACUGGAGAUCUUGGCCGUUACACGCCCGACGGUAACGUCGAAUGUAGCGGACGUGCCGACGAUCAAGUCAAAAUCCGUGGCUUCCGCAUCGAGUUGGGUGAGAUCGAUACACAUCUGUCUCAGCACCCGUUGGUGCGUGAGAAUGUCACUCUAGUCCGAAGGGACAAGGACGAGGAGCCUACACUGAUUUCGUAUGUCGUGCCUCUGCAAUCGGAGGACCUCGAUGGACUCGUCAGCGCCGACGAGACGUCUACGGAAGGUGCCGAGGGAGACGAGAUCGUCCAAGGUCUCCGAAGGUACCGUCGAUUGAUUACCGAGAUCAAGGGAUACUUGAAGAAGCGUCUGCCCUCGUACGCGGUUCCUACCGUGGUUGUGCCUCUCACCAGACUGCCAUUGAACCCCAACGGCAAGGUCGACAAGCCAGCACUUCCCUUCCCCGAUACCGCACAGAUUGCUGCCGCCGCCCGCCGCAGGAAGGUUCACCAUGGCGAUACUGGUGUACCGCAAUUGACUCCGGUUCAGAAACAGCUCAAGGACAUCUGGCAGAGCCUCUUACCCCACGCUACGGAGGAACUGGCAUUGACCGAUAACUUCUUCGAUCUCGGUGGUCACUCGAUUCUUGCUACCCGCAUGAUUUUCGAGAUUCGGAAGAGAUUCGUGACAGAUAUUGCUCUGGGCGCCAUCUUCAAGCACCCAACUCUCGGUGGUCUGGCAACGGAGAUCGACAGGAUCAGGACCGGUGGUGAUAACGACAUCGGCAUCCAGAACAUCGGCACCGGCGUACCAACGGCCGAGGAGGAGUCUAAGGUUGAAGACUAUGCGGGCGAUGCCCGCGCACUGGCCAAGGAACUCUCAGAGAAGUACCUGCCGUCGCGCGAUGUGGUAAUCUCUGGUGGUGUCACCGUGUUCCUCACUGGUGCAACCGGAUUCUUGGGUGCAUACUUGUUGCGCGAGCUUCUCAAGCGCACCAAUCCUCAGGUCAAGAAGGUUAUUACCCAUGUCCGAGCUUCCGAUGCCGCACAGGCUUUGAGCCGUGUCAAGAAGAGUUGCGAGGCCUACGGUGUUUGGGAUGAGGCUUGGAGUAGCAGGGUCGAGGCCGUGACUGGUUCAUUGGGAGAGGACAAGCUCGGAAUGAGUGACGAGGACUUCGAGAGGGUCGCCGAGGAGGUGGAUGUCAUUAUUCACAACGGAGCUCAGGUUCACUGGGUCUACCCCUACUCGAAGCUUCGACCAGCCAACGUCAAAGGAACUAUCGAUGCGCUGGCGCUGUGCGCCAAGGGCAAGCCCAAGUCAUUCGCUUUUGUGUCGUCAACCUCCGUCUUGGAUACCGACCACUUCGUCCGCCUUUCCGACACCAUCCUCGAAGCCGGCGGUGCUGGUAUUCCCGAGUCGGAUGAUCUGGAAGGAUCUGCUACCGGUCUCGGAACCGGUUACGGACAGAGUAAGUGGGUUGGUGAGUACCUCGUUCGCGAGGCAGGCCGCCGCGGUCUCGACGGAUGCGUCAUCAGACCCGGAUACAUCACUGGUGAUUCGCAGACUGGUGUUAUCAACACCGAUGACUUCCUGAUGCGCAUGCUCAAGGGUUGCGCCCAGCUCGGCCAGAUGCCUGAUAUCUACAACACCGUCAAUAUGGUUCCUGUGGACCACGUUGCCCGCGUUGUCGUGGCAUGUGCGGUUUCUCCCCCGGUUGCGCCACUGGCUGUCGCUCAGGUUACGGGCCACCCGCGGUUGAGGAUGAACGAGUUCCUGGGGACUUUGGCUACGUACGGAUACGAUGUCAAGACGGUCGACUACAUUCCAUGGCGCAUGGCCCUUGAGAACUAUGUCAUGGGCGAGUCCAAGGACAAUGCUCUGUUCCCGCUCUUGCACUUCGUUCUUGACGAUCUCCCAUCUGGCUCCAAGGCGCCGGAGCUCGACGACUCAAACGCGGUCAUCUCGCUCAAGAAGGAUGCGCAGUGGACUAAGGAGGAUUGGUCGCAAGGUGCGGGUAUUAGUGUCGAGACCAUGGGUGUUUACAUUGCGUACCUGACAGCGAUUGGGUUCCUGCCGAAGCCGCAGGGCAAGGGUGAGCGCGAACUGCCCAACUUCACUCUGUCGGCCGAGGCUCUGCAGAGCUUGAACUCGGUCGGCGGACGUGGAGGUGCUGGAGCUGCGUAAGAUUUUUGUCACGUAGCGGAUAUCUUUCUUUCUUUUCGUCACGUACCGGAUAUAGCAUCUUUUUUACUUUAGUCAUGUGUACUCUAGAAAUUGAUAUCGGAAAGCUGGUCGAUCACGUGGAAUUAUCCCGUCUUUUUGACUAGCUUGAAAACACUUUGAACAAGAUUUCAAGAGACAUCCCGAAAAGAGUAACUUUGUGACCG
Molecule: messenger RNA, 4691 nt
Organism: Tricharina praecox
Lineage: Eukaryota; Fungi; Ascomycota; Pezizomycetes; Pezizales; Pyronemataceae
Exons: 4
Coding region: 190-4488 (1432 amino acids)
Biological process (GO): L-lysine biosynthetic process
Molecular function (GO): L-aminoadipate-semialdehyde dehydrogenase [NAD(P)+] activity; phosphopantetheine binding
Source: RefSeq, a predicted model, not a curated record